Molecule: messenger RNA, 701 nt
Organism: Cynoglossus semilaevis (tongue sole)
Lineage: Eukaryota; Metazoa; Chordata; Actinopteri; Pleuronectiformes; Cynoglossidae
Product: aggrecan core protein-like
Exons: 4
Coding region: 1-669 (222 amino acids)
Biological process (GO): cell adhesion; positive regulation of neuroblast proliferation; central nervous system development
Cellular component (GO): synapse; perineuronal net
Molecular function (GO): hyaluronic acid binding
Source: RefSeq, a predicted model, not a curated record
AUGUACAGUGAAGUAUCUGGUUGCAUAUCAUUCAUUUCUUUUUCCACCACUUUGCUUUCAGGUGUUGUCUUUCACUAUCGGGCUAAAACCAGCAGAUAUACACUGGACUAUGAUAAAGCUGUUAAAACCUGUCAAGAUGUUGGAGCAACCAUUGCAACCUACGACCAGCUGAAAGCUGCCUACGAAGAUGGAUUUGAUCAGUGUGAUGCUGGCUGGAUCGCUGACCAGACAGUGAGGUACCCCAUCAUAAAGCCAAGGCAAGGUUGCUAUGGCAACCUCAAAACCAAACCUGGCAUUAGGUCAUAUGGAACCAGGAAGCCCACGGAGACCUAUGAUGUCUACUGCUACGUAGAUAAACUUGAAGGUGAAGUGUUCUUUGCUCCUGUGGGUAAUAAGAUGACCCUGGAUGAGGCCAGCGAAGAGUGCAAAAAGAGGAAUUCUGUUUUGGCUUCCCCUGGUCAGCUCCACGCAGCCUGGAGGAUGCACCUAGACAAAUGUGACUACGGCUGGCUCUCUGACGGCAGUGUACGACAUCCUGUUGCUUUACCCAGAAUGCAGUGUGGAGGAGGUCUGCUUGGUGUCAGAACCAUGUAUAAGUACAGAAACCAGACAGGUUUCCCAGAACCAACUAAUACGCAUGGAGCUUACUGUUUUAAAGGUAAAACCUAAUUUAAGGGCCUUGUAUAUUUGAAGAAGUUUUG